AUGGCAAGUCCUGACUGGGGAUAUGAUGGUGAAAAUGGUCCUGAACAGUGGGGCAAGCUGUACCCCAUCGCAAAUGGAAAUAACCAAUCUCCCAUCGACAUCAAAACCAGUGAAACCAAACAUGAUGCCUCUCUCAAACCUAUCAGUGUCUCCUACAGUCCAGACACAGCCAAAGAAAUCGUCAAUGUGGGACAUUCCUUCCACAUAAACUUUGUGGACAAUGAUAAUCGAUCAGUGCUGAAAGGCGGUCCUCUCUCUGAAAGCUAUAGGCUCCAUCAGUUCCAUUUUCACUGGGGUGUCAAAGAUGACUAUGGUUCUGAGCACUUGGUGGAUGGAGUCAAAUAUUCUGCAGAGCUUCAUAUAGUUCACUGGAAUUCUGCGAAGUACUCCAGCUUUGCUGAAGCUGCCUCACAGGCUGAUGGUUUGGCACUUAUUGGUGUUUUGAUGAAGGUGGGUCAGGCCAACCCAAACCUGCAGAAAGUACUUGAUGCCCUAAAAGCAGUUAAAACUAAGGGCAAAAAAGCCCCAUUCACAAAUUUUGACCCCUCUGUUCUCCUUCCUUCAUCCCGGGAUUACUGGACCUACCAUGGCUCUCUGACUCAUCCUCCUCUUCAUGAGAGCAUAAUCUGGAUCAUCUUUAAGGGAAACAUCAGUAUUAGUUCAGAACAGCUGGCACAGUUCCGCAGUCUUCUAUCAAAUGUCGAAGGUGAUAAAGAAGUCCCCAUUAAGCACAACAACCGACCACCCCAGCCUCUGAAGGGCAGAACAGUGAAAGCUUCAUUCUGAUGGGCCCAAGAAGAAAUUUAUCCUCCCUCAAGAAGGGAGGCUCUGCUUCUGAUGUAAUCCAAUAAAGCAAGUUUUAAGAAACAAGUUUAUUUGAAU
Molecule: messenger RNA, 882 nt
Organism: Lagenorhynchus albirostris (white-beaked dolphin)
Lineage: Eukaryota; Metazoa; Chordata; Mammalia; Artiodactyla; Delphinidae
Gene: CA1
Product: carbonic anhydrase 1
Exons: 7
Coding region: 1-786 (261 amino acids)
Molecular function (GO): zinc ion binding; carbonate dehydratase activity
Source: RefSeq, a predicted model, not a curated record